This is a messenger RNA of Physcomitrium patens, 4573 nucleotides long. The record is from RefSeq and is a predicted model, not a curated record. NCBI's taxonomy places the organism in Eukaryota, Viridiplantae, Streptophyta, Bryopsida, Funariales, Funariaceae.
CAUUCUCCGAGUACAGAGACUGCUGUAGGAACAUAGAAUUCUGGGGGUGACUACGUCGUUUUCUGUUUUUGGUUUCGUCAUGAAAUGAUUGCGUGACCGCAAGGAUUUCUGGGUGGUGAUGGGUUUUGGAGGAGAAGAGGGUGGUUCCCCUCACUCAGGGUUUGAAUUCUGGUGUUGGUCUCUGCAGUGUGGCUAUAACGUACUCUGGAUGUGAAGAAAGUAGGCUGCAUGUUUUUUGCUGGAAAUCUGGUGACGGGCGGGCUUUUAUAGGAUUAGCAGAGGUUUAUCGUGAGCGGAGAAGGUUGUCGUUAUUCGCAGCCUUCAAUUUAGUUUUACUGUUUAAACGGCGACUGAAUUGGCGAAUUACUGAGGAGAAUAUGAGUACGUGAGAAGAAUAGUUCUCGUUGAAGUUGUUAUUCCUGCUGCCUCGGAGUUGACGGCAAAUUGAAAGAAAUUCAAUGAAAUUGGGAAAGUGUCUCAUUCAACCAUGGAGAACUCCCCGAAGCCGACCACAGCAAAAACAUGAACACUUCUGAGUCCAAGUAGGUGGUGAGAAUGCUGGUUGUCGUUGGCUUACUCCUCUUAUCUGUAAGGAAGAAAAGGGGUUUGUGAUAUUACCGUUUCUUGGUUGCUGUGAAGGUUAUUGUGCCAGACAGGUUGCUUCUGUUGGAUUUUGCAGCUGUAGUUAUCAAGCUUAUUAACGUGUCUAAGUUAAUAUCUCGGUCUUAAUUUCCCGAGAACUUGUACGAUUUAAUCCUUGUUUUAUAGUUCAAGGUUUUGUUCAGAAUCUUAUUGCCGCUUAAACAUUAACAAAGGUUUUCAUUAGCGAGUAUUUCGACGCAAUUUUUACAAUUUACUUGGUCCUUGACGUUGCGCGUCCAUAAGAACGAGGCAUUGAAAAGGAGUGGUCGGGUAAGCAUUGAUAAUCAUGGACGCCCUUCGCAAGCUGAGUAGUUUGGGCAGGAACCAGGAUAAGAUUCUAGAUACGGCGAGCAGCUCAUCAUAUACCGAAGCGUCGGUAGCGGAAAUUCCCAAAGCUUCGGUGGAGACUGGAGGCAAAGAUGAGGCAUCACCUUCGGGACUCGCACCCAUUAAAGUACGCGUUUCAAAUGACGUGGGAGCCGAGAUUGAAGAGAAACGAGGCGGUGAUGAAGAAAGUGUCGGAAGUGGGGAGAGUUUUGACAGUGCAUUGGAAAGACUAGCGGCUUCUUCAGUUACAAGUUUUGAGCCUCCCAGUCCGGUGGGUUCUGUUGGAGAGCAGUCCCAAUUUGCAGGUGGGGUUAGUGAAGACUUGGAAGAAAGGGGACAAGAAGAGUAUCUCUAUUACGAUGACUAUGGCGAUGAUGGUGAAGUAGAAAAAGAUGGCAGUGAAAAAGAUUCUACUAGUAGCAGUAGCAGUAGCAGUAGCUCAGAAUGUUCCUCUAGUGCUAGCAAUACGGAGGAUGAAAUGGAUAUCUCGGAGUAUGGAGCUUCCUCAGAGCGAGCCAUGCCCUUGGCGAAUCCUUCAGGAGUAACUGACGAGGAAGAAGAAGAUGGAAAAGAAGAAGAGACUGGAAUUGAAGAGAAGUUUGAGGAGGUCUAUGACGGAGGAGUGGAUUCACCCUUGGAAGAAAUUGAUGUUGCCUCAGCUGGAAAUGUAACUGCGAGGGAGUUUAGAGAUGAGCCAGAAGCCUGGGUUUCAUCGAGAGAUUCCACGGAGGAUUCCGGGAAGUUCAUCGUCACAGUCUCUGUGACAGAAUUGAAGUACAAUGUGGAAAGAGCCGUUACUGCGGAGGAGAAUAUGCCAAAUGGUCUGAAACUUGGGAGCGAAGCAAGAGGAAUUGCUUCUUCAUCCCGGGGCGCCGAAUUGGGAAACGCCUUCAAAGAUUCUCGGGAAGAUCACGAGGUCCAGGAGGAAUUGACAGAGAGGAGCGUGAAGGUAGCCGUGGAGAAUUAUGACCAAGAAGGUGAAGAUGCAGAUUCUACUGAAAUUAAGAAAGAAUUUCCUAGGGAGUUAACACAAUCCCGGACAGUGAUCGAAAGCCCAGCUUAUCGUUUUACUUCAGAACCAGUUGAUCCAGCACUUCUCGAAUUGAAGUCCGAAAAAGCUCAACCUAACACACAGAGCUUUGCAAGAAUUGCAGAAGGUGAAUCGGAUGCUGAUGCUGAUGCUGAUGCAGAUGAUGAAGAUGUUGAAAGUGGUGACGAACAUGAAGAUGGCUAUACAGAAAUUAACAUUCGGCAGGCGGCUGGAAAAUCCGAAUCUGAAAAUGAGAGUGGAAAUAACCCAUCACUAGGACCAGCUGGACCCUCUUUGAUCUCUGUACUGGUACGAAAAACUGCUAGAAGACCUGCUUCUACAGCAGCAACGGACACGCAAUCUUCCAAUGCUGCCUCAUCAACCCAGGUCGCAGGAACCACUGACGUGAACCCAAGCAUUGAAGUAAAUGAAGUGAAUGAAACUCGGGAGAAACUUCAAAACAUCAGGGUAAAGUUCUUGAGGCUGGUUCAUCGUUUGGGUCAAUCCCCGCAGAACGUGGUCGUGGCUCAAGUGUUGUACCGUCUAGGCUUGGCAGAGUCAUUGAGAGGCGGCAGCACCCGCAAUCACACGAGGGCGUUCGAUUUUGAUCGUGCCAACGCUAUCGCAGAGGAGCAGGAGGCAGAUAACCAAGAGGAGGAGCUUGACUUUGCAUGCACAAUUUUGGUUCUUGGAAAGACUGGAGUUGGAAAGAGUGCGACCAUUAACUCAAUAUUUGAUGAGCACAAGUCAGUAACAAAUGCUUAUAAUCCGUCCACAACUAACGUCUAUGAGGUUGUUGGAACUAUGCUCGGCGUCAAGGUGAGGUUUGUAGACACACCUGGGCUACUCUUUUCUGUGGCAGACCAACGGCACAAUGAGCGCAUCAUGGGUCGGGUGAAAAAAUAUAUCAAGAAAGCAUCUCCAGACAUAGUUUUGUACUUCGAUCGUAUGGACAUGCAGACUCGAGAGUUCGGUGACGUGCCCUUACUUCGGACUAUCACCAACGUGUUUGGAACCGCAGUGUGGUUCAAUACCAUUGUCGUGUUGACACACGCCUCGACGGCCCCUCCAGAUGGACCCAAUGGGACUCCUAUGGGUUAUGAAUUGUUUGUGGCACAAAGGUCACACUCAGUGCAACAAUCGAUUCGACAAGUAGCUGGAGACAUGAGGCUUCAGAACCCGGUCUCGUUAGUGGAGAACCACCCUGCUUGCAGAGCCAACCGUAAUGGACAACGAGUUCUGCCCAAUGGACAGAUAUGGAAGCCACAUUUGAUGUUGCUGUGUUUUGCUUCAAAGAUAUUAGCAGAGGCAAACACGUUGCUGAAGCUUCAGGACACGGCAGCACCGGGGCGACCAUUUGGGCAGCGGUCGCGGGUGCCACCUCUACCAUUUUUGCUUUCCUCUUUGCUCCAAUCCCGAGCUCAGCUGAAGUUGCCAGACGAGCAACUUGAUGAGUCGGACGAAUCCGAUGAUGAUGAGGAGGAUGAGGAAGAAGGCGAUGAGUAUGACGAUCUUCCACCCUUCAGGUCUCUUUCUAAAGAAGAAUUGGAAGAGCUUAGUAAAGAUCAGAGGCAGGAAUAUGCUGAAGAACUUGCAGUUCGAGAGAGGCUAUUUCAAAAGAAGCAGCACAGGGAGCAGUUGCAGAGAAGAAAAGAGAUGAAAAAGCGAGCUACAGCGAUGAGAAAGGAGGGGCUAUCACACCCUGCUGAUGAAGCAGAUGAUGAGGCCGGACAACCUGCUGCAGUGCCAGUUCCCAUGCCAGACAUGGCAUUGCCUCCUUCAUUCGACUCUGACAAUCCCACUCACAGGUAUCGCUACUUGGAGACCGCGAACCAGUGGUUGGUGCGUCCUGUUCUGGAGACGCACGGGUGGGAUCACGACGCUGGGUACGAUGGGUUCAAUGUGGAGAAGAUGUUCGUGGUGAAGAACAAGAUCCCUGCGUCCAUCUCGGGGCAGGUGACGAAAGACAAGAAGGAGUCGCAGGUGAACUUCGAAGCAGCGGCGUCGCUGAAGCACGGAGAGGGGAAGGUGACUCUGACGGGAUUCGACGUUCAGACCAUCGGAAAGGACUUGGCAUACACACUGCGAGCAGAGACGCGGUUCAACAACUUCAAGAGGAACAAGACGACGGCAGGAGUGACGGCGACGUACUUGAACGACACGAUUGCGGCGGGGGUGAAGCUGGAGGACAGGAUCUUGAUAGGGAAGAGGGUGAAGAUGGUGGUGAACGGGGGAGUGCUGACAGGGAAGGGCGACAAGGCGUUCGGCGGAAGCCUGGAGGCGACGCUUCGGGGGAAGGAGUACCCGUUGAGUCGGACACUGUCGACUUUGGGGCUGUCAGUGAUGGACUGGCACGGAGACCUUGCGAUCGGGGGGAACUUACAGUCGCAGUUCAUGGUGGGGAAGACGAUGAUGGUGGGGAGGGCGAACUUGAACAACAGGGGAUCGGGUCAAGUGAGCAUCAGAGCGAGCAGCUCGGAGCAGCUGCAGAUGGUUCUGAUUGGGAUAGUUCCGAUACUGAGGUCGCUGAUCAACUGCCGCUUCGGCUUCGGUGGUGGUCAGUCCUCACAGUAG